AUGAUCUGCUUAAGGUUGCGAAGAAUUCAAUCAUGUGUUCAUAUUGUUGUAUCCACAACCUGCACAUAUUCAUGCUCACAUCUUUGUGAUAUAUGUGUUCCAUUUGAAUGUUUAGAGGCCUCUCAACAAACUGUGAAGAGCACAAGGUCAAAGGUCACCCCAGAGAGAGUGGCCCUGUUGGUUCUCAGUGCUCUUCUGGCUGCUGCUGUUGUUGCCCUCUGUGUUACCAAAAGAGACUCUGAAACAAAACCAUGCAGCACGGUGCAGCCUACAUGUCCACAACCUCCUGAAGUUACAGGUGAUCCAUGUUCUAAAUGUGAAGAAGGCUGGGAGCAACAUGGAGGAAAGUGCUAUUACUUCUCUACCAAUAAAUCAUCCUGGAACGAGAGCAGAGAUGAGUGUAGAGCUAAAGGAGGAGACCUGGUUAAGAUAGAGAGCAGAGAGGAGCAGGAAUUCCUGGGGAAAAAAGUGAGAGGCAUGAUGACGGAUCAUGAAGACAAGUUCUGGAUCGGACUGACAGACUCAGCAGAGCAGGGCAGAUGGUUGUGGGUGGACGGAUCACCACUGAACAAAAGUUUAUCUUAUUGGAACGACAAUGAGCCGGACAACUGGCCCGAGGACGACUGUGUAAUGAUGGGUGAUAAAGGUGAUCAUAACCUGAAGAGUUGGUCUGAUACAUCCUGCAAAGUGUCUCACAGAAGUAUUUGUGAGAAACCAGCAGCAAAAGGACAGAAUAAAACUGUAUGUGAAAUUCAGCUGUAAAACUAC
This is a messenger RNA of Oreochromis niloticus (Nile tilapia), 768 nucleotides long. Its product is annotated as hepatic lectin-like. Bases 1 to 762 code for a protein of 253 amino acids. The transcript is spliced from 5 exons. NCBI's taxonomy places the organism in Eukaryota, Metazoa, Chordata, Actinopteri, Cichliformes, Cichlidae. The record is from RefSeq and is a predicted model, not a curated record.